Messenger RNA from Psylliodes chrysocephalus, 630 nucleotides. Lineage: Eukaryota; Metazoa; Arthropoda; Insecta; Coleoptera; Chrysomelidae. The record is from the annotation of a GenBank genome assembly.
AUGACAAAUAUGGUAGACGAAAAAUAUAAUAUUCUUUCAUAUAAAAUGAAAGAAGUAAUUAAAAAUGUGACAAAUAUUUCUCUUAGCACCGAUGUGUGGACUGAUACCCUCAACACCAGGAGCUUUUUAGGUCUAACAUGUCAUUUUAUUCAUGGAAAUUAUUUAAAAUCGGUGUCAAUCGGUGUCAAAGAGUUAAACCAAAGUCACACCUCCAAUUAUCUAGAAUCCGUAUUGAAGAGUUUAUGUGACACAUGGGGCAUUAAUGAUAACAAAAUUGUUGCUGUAGUGACAGACAAUGGCGCGAAUAUAAAAAAAGCAGUUGUCGACGCUUUUGGAAAAACCAAGCAUCUUCCAUGUUUUGGUCACACUAUCAACUUGGUAGCUGCUAAACCAUUUGAUAGCAGCACUGAUAUUAAAGAGUUCGUUACUCCAAUCAAAGACAUUGUACGAUACUUUAAACAUAGUGUGGCAGCCUCAGAUGAAUUGAGAAAGUGCCAAGAUAUGAGACAAGCUUCCUUGAAACUCAUACAAUCUAUAAGUACAAGAUGGAAUUCGAUGUUUUAUAUGAUUGAGAGAUUUGUAAAUCUUUCGGAAAAAGUGGCAGCUAUUCUACUUAAAAACUCAAGUUAA